Molecule: messenger RNA, 2947 nt
Organism: Sarcophilus harrisii (Tasmanian devil)
Lineage: Eukaryota; Metazoa; Chordata; Mammalia; Dasyuromorphia; Dasyuridae
Gene: TMEM17
Product: transmembrane protein 17
Exons: 4
Coding region: 96-719 (207 amino acids)
Biological process (GO): non-motile cilium assembly
Cellular component (GO): ciliary transition zone
Source: RefSeq, a predicted model, not a curated record
GGAACCACUACCUGCUGCCGUGGGGGAAGGGAAAGUUUCCGAGGUUCCACUGGGAGCUAAGGGCGUGUGGGCUACUGCGCACGUAGAGGGAAGCAAUGGAGUUGCCCAAUCAGGUCCGGCAGCGGCUGGCGAACUUCAGCCGGACGGUGUUUAUAGACACAAACCGGACCGGACCGGAAUUCUACGGCAACCCCGAUAAUGAAAUAGUCUCCAGUUUGGCAUUACAGAUAUCUCUUUAUUUCAACAUUUAUUUCUUUCCUUUUUGGUGGGUGUGUAAUAUCAUCAUGCUCCACCUGAAGUAUCCCAUCUUGCCUGAUUAUUAUAAAUUCAUUCUAGUCACCGUCGUUAUACUAAUAACCUUAAUUGAGGCCAUCCGGUUGUAUUUAGGAUAUAUGGGUAACCUCCAAGAAAAGGUUCCAGAGCUGGCUGGCUUUUGGCUCUUGACCCUUCUGCUGCAAUCGCCCUUAAUUUUCUUCUUGCUUUUUAAUGAAGGUCUGACAAUUCAACCCCUGGAACGAGCAGUCAACAUCAUCUUCACUUUCUUCCUAACUUUCCAGAUUGUUGUAGCAUUUCUUGCCUUAAAGAAAAUGGCAAACCAGUUGGCCGCUAGAUUCCACCUCCAAGAUUUUGACCAUUUUGAUAGAGAAAAGAGGAAGACACAUGAUUCUAGGUUUCUAUCACAACAUUUAGAGGAGUUUCAUCCCACAGCUGUUGAGUAGGAGUCUAUAAAAGAAACAGGACAGAUUGUACCAGAAGAUAUCAAGAGCUGGGAAAAUAAUCCUUGUUGAGAAGAAAGAACAAAGCAAAUGCUGUAUUAUAUUUUUGUCUUCCUUAAAGAAAUUCUGUGGUGUGAGAAAACAGGCAGCUCUAGGCUGGCUUUAUUUCCACAAUGCCAGAAACACAGGUAAAAAAUGAAAACUAAUUCUAAAAUAUAAUUGUUAUCCAGAUCAUGCCAAAUAUUACAGUUUGAAAACAGAUUUUUUUUUUUUAGUUAACAUUUUUAGUCUUGCCCUUCUUAUAUAUUUGACACAUUGUGGCUAUAGCCUUAAAAAAAAUCUGUUCAAUAUCCUGGAGUAGUAGAAGGAUAUCUCUAUAAUCCACAUUUCUAUCAUAUUUAUCAUUUUAAUAUCAAUACAGUUUUGUGCUUUUCUUUGGGACUUCUCAUUUUCUAUGGCACAUCUACUAGUAUUUCAGCUAUCUCUUUGGGCACCGUUUUUUCUUUAAUGAAGCAUACAGAAGUACAUAUGCUUGUCACUAUUCUCUGCUUUUAGAAUAUUUGUAGGGAAGACAAUAGAUAGGGUUUUAUGCCCACAGUAAUGUUGAGUACUGGCUACAAUGCCCAUCUUAUAUAUAAGAAGUGCUUGGGGGAAAGAGGACAGCAUUAAUAUUGUAGAAUAACAUUUAUGAUAAUGUUAUUAUUUUCUAAUUAUGUCAUGUAAGAUUUUGUCCAGUGUUGUGAAAAUGUUUUCAAAAUAAUUUUAAAUAUUCUUAUAUUAAAGCAUCAGCCAACAUUCAUUCUCUAGUGUAAUUCUUUAGGUGUUGAGAUAUUGGUGACUUCUUAAGAUUUCAUUUUUUUUGUCUUCAUAGACUAAGAACUCUAAUGUUAAUUCACCCAGGAUUAGUUAAUUAAGAAUUAGUUAAACCAAGGAUUAUUAAUCUGGGAUCAAUGAACCUUCAAAAAAUAUUUUGUUAAGUAUUUUUUAAUAUAAGUUUUUUCUUUUGUAAUCCUAUGUAUGUGCUUUUAAAAAACAAUUUUUAGAAGUGUCCAUAGGCUUCCCUGGACUGAUAAAGUAAUAUAUGACAAAAAAAGAUUAAUAAUCCCUAGGUUAGUCCUAAAUGAACUUAAUUAUGCUGUAUGAAGAAGCAGGAAAUUUGAUUUGUGAACUAGGAUAUCUGUUUGUCAAUUUUUAGUUAAAUGAACCAUGCUUAUAUGACUAAAUCAGCAUAUUCCCUUCUCACUUGAAGAAAUCUACUUGAUAAAUCCAAUUAAGAUCAUAAAAUUGCUUGAUGACUAUACAACUAAAAAAUGAGAAAUUGAUGAUUUUAAAGAGUUAUUAUAUUUUCAUCAAUGCUUUUAUAAAAAUAUAAAGUUGCCUUUCUUUAUUAAAGGAAGCAGAGCCUAUUAUCUCUUUCAAAGACAGGGUUAUGCUUACACUGACAAAUUUUUCUUUGAAAAUUUUUUAAUGUAACUCAUGCAAACUCAUUUAAUUCCAAGAUCUCAUCUCAUUUAUUGUUAUUUGCUUCAUGGUUUUCAAUUUCUUCCCCUUCCACUAAAAAAAAAAAAACUUUAGAGUUUCUGGGUAGAUAUAUUAAUUUUUUUAUCUGCAUCAUUUUGCUUGAGAUCAGUUUAACUCAUGCAGUCUCCCCCUCAAGAAAGAGGGGGAGGACUGCAUUUAUCUUUGUUUUUAUUCUUAAAGUUCAUUUUUAAAAAUUUAUUGAAGCCUUUUACAUUAUAGUUAUUUCUGGAAAAAUUCUUCCUCUAGAUAGAACAAAGGAAAAACAAUUAUGCAAAAGUACCUGACAAUGCAUUUUUCCCUGAUAGCCUUAUUCCUUUACUGUAAGAAAGGAGAUAUUUAUGUUUUAUUAUCUGUUCUCUAGGACCAUUAUUUUUUCAAUUACUCAAGAGUUUGGCCUACUUUUAAUGACCUUUUCAUUUAUAUUGUUAUAGUCAGUAUCAAAUUGUCAAAUAUUAUCAUACAUUCCACAUCAUCAAUUGAUAGGAUUUUAUCAGUAGAAAUGAUAUUAAAGAGGAAUAUCACCAUCUGUUUUACUGUUGUACUCUAAAGAUCCAUGGAUGAUGGAAUCUUUAUAUCUGACAUGCAGCUGAAACCAUAUAUAAGUAUUCCAUUAAAAAAUAAUCUCCUUGAGAGAAAAACUCUCUUACUUCCUAUUUGUUUCACAGCACUUUUCAUAUAACAAAUGUUUAAUAAAUGCUUUGUUUAUUGGA